CACUCUGAAGUUCCUCACAGACCUUGUCGAGUCCGCCAGAAGCCGGACCAUGAGCAUCCUCCAUCCGUCCUUCAACAUAGUCAGGUCCCUCCGAGAAGCCCUCCACAGACUCCUCCCAGACAACGUCCACCAGUUCAUCUCAGGCAAAAUGUGCAUCUCGCUGACCAGAGUGUCCGACUGGGAAAACGUCCUGGUGUCCGAGUUUCAGUCCAAAGACGACGUUGUGGACGUCUUGAUCUAUACCUCCUUCAUCCCUUACCUCUGUGGCUUAAUCCCUCCGACCUUCAGAGGCGUGCGGUACAUGGAUGGAGGGUUUACUAACACUGUACCCUGCUUCGAUGACAAGACGACCAUCACCGUGUCCCCGUUCCUUGGGGAGCAUGACAUCUGUCCUAAGGUCAAGUCCACGAACUUCCUGUAUAUGGACGUGUCCAAGAUCAGUCUCCGCUUCUGCUUAGAGAACGUCCAGCUGAUAAGGCAGAUGGUGUUCCCCCCGGAUGGCAAGGCUGGUGCUGUGGCUUUCCGACAUCCCUGCCGACGUCCUGUGGCUGUUGUCCAUCACCUCCCAGGUUUGUUCUCGAGGGAUGACGCAUCCUCUCCCCACGUCCUCCUGGGUGUAGAUGGACAAAGAGAGAAACAGCUGUUGAUGUGUGUCAGUUACUCUUAUUGA
Messenger RNA from Myotis myotis, 670 nucleotides. RefSeq names its product 1-acylglycerol-3-phosphate O-acyltransferase PNPLA3-like. Gene Ontology annotation, biological process: triglyceride catabolic process; lipid homeostasis. The record is from RefSeq and is a predicted model, not a curated record. Lineage: Eukaryota; Metazoa; Chordata; Mammalia; Chiroptera; Vespertilionidae. The coding region runs from base 50 to 670 and encodes 206 amino acids. The transcript has 4 exons. Gene Ontology annotation, cellular component: membrane; lipid droplet; cytoplasm. Gene Ontology annotation, molecular function: triacylglycerol lipase activity.